GGGUAUCGGUCGUCCUCCCGAAAGAUGGGACGUGGACAGAUCUUAAGCCAGCAUAUCAAACCGUAAUGCUGGAAGAGGAAGACGCGUUCCUUUGGAUAGAAACGGUAUGGACUAAAGUCAGCUUGACAAGGUUGCCGCCGAGCUUAAUGAAUUUGGAGUUCCGAGGGACGGUGGAAGCCCGGGGUUGGGUCUACUUGUCGCAAGAUGGGGAGAACGCUAUGGUCAUAGAUUUGGUGCUAGGGAAUGCGCCGGACGAAUUGUUUAGGAAGGCGGAGAGGGAGGUUGUAUGGGUUGCGUGUCAACGGACGGAAAUGGAAAUGGAAAACAUAGAGGUGCGAGUGGAACUCGGGGAUAGAGGGAACGUGAGGCGACCCGUCAGAACAAUGCGGUGUGUGCUGCCCCCAUUUCUGGUGGAUGCUGUCUUCGGAACCCAGAGCAGGCUAGUACAGAUAUGCCAGUCCAUGACGACCCUUGGACUAUACCAAUGCGCCAAGCAGGAUUUCUUCCGGUUGUCGGUAGAAAUGAGACCGUUUGAAGGGAAUUGGUCAGAGGAGCUGGCCGAGAUGCUAAACUGCCUUAGCAUAGAUAAUGUCUUCGUCCCUAGCUCUGUGCAUUGGGGGAUAGUCUGCAGGAAUGUGGCAGUAGGGGAGACAUUCCUGAAAGGUGUGAAUGAAUUGUUCUAUAACGAGGAGGACGACUUCAGUGACGAGGACGAAGAACUAGGCAAAAUGGUGACGGAAGAUGAGACAAAUAAUCGUAGGAGCGAGGAAGGACCAGGCUUAGGAGGCAGCGCUGUACACAGCGAGGAGGGUCAGAAGGACAAAGUAUCCAUAAAUCCGGAUGGUACCAAGAGGAACCGGAAGAAAAUCUCCUCAGGGGAGAACUCGGGGAAAGCCGGGGGAAGCAAGCAAGGGACCCAGGAGACCAGGGAGGGUAGAAAUAAGGACAGGACAAACCCCCAAAAUUCGGAUGGAGCUGUGUCCAAGAAAGUAAGAAUCACGGAUGUGAGGCGCAAACUAGCGAAAAUAGAAAAGAGGACCGCAGAGUACAAGGCAAGAUUGAUUGAGGAAAUGAUGACUGAGAACGAGGACGACCCCCCGCAGGAGGUACCGCGAGAUGAUCGGAAAGUCGGUCAAGGCGGAAGUAGACGAGGGGGUAAGGAUAGUGAUCGCGGAGGGACACCAAGCAAGAGGAGGAACGAGAGAGAGAACUCCCCGGGUAUGGAAGCGGAGAAAGCUACGAAUCCACCAACCAUAGAUAGCAUGGUUAGCCGCCUGCCGGCCACGCCAGCAGCAAUGCGAGGGUGCGAAGGGCUCUGGAGCCUUUGGGAAAGGGUGUUGGGAUGGUUCGACCCGGAGGGGACUGCAAAGACUAGAGAAGGACAGCGGGCCGACAAAGGGGGACAGGAUACCAGCACGGCGGGCGAGGCCAGUAGCUCCGAAGGCGGCCUCAAGAAGAUAGUGUCGUCCCUCGCACGAGCACUAAACAAAAACCAAGGCUACCUCGCAGGCGCUAAGAAAAAGAUGACAUUUGACAGGGCAAACAUCACGGAGUUCCUAAUAGAUUACGAGAACCUGGCUGCGUUGUUAAAAUGGACCGAAGAAGAGAAGAUUGACCACCUAGGGCAGCAUGUGUCAUUGAGCCUGGGACGAGACAUAAUCGCCAUCGUAGCCCCGAGCCGAUCUUGGAAGGAAACCCGAGAUGUAAUGAUGAGGAAGUACCUGGCAGCGAAGAAGAUGGCAACAGAGGCCGAUUUAGCGGCAUUUCAAAGGAAGAACUUCGCAACAUAUGUCGAUGGCAGAGGGCAGAGUGUACGGAAAAGGAGUUAUGGGGACAAGCGGGGACGUGUGGAAUGACUACAUACCUGGAGGUUGGUAGAAAAAAGGUAGAGGAAGGCACGCGUACGCGCGCAAGAGAAAGAUAAGACAAACAGAGCUGCACAGCCACAAUGACGUGUGGCAUACAUUGAUCUCGAACUGAGAUACAAAGCUUACCGCUGAGACUCUGCAGUAUGAUUGGCGCCAAUAGACUUCGAGAAUAUCGGCGGUUGAAGCAGCAAGCGGGCAAGAAAGUUAUACAUCUGUCGGAUCGCCGCUACGGAUCUCACUGAAUAUACACCUGGGUCCCGAUGAUAUUUCGUAUCACACCCUCUUUCAUUGAGUUUUUGAAAACGUGUACAGAAUAUGGCAAAAUUGGUGACGUCAUGGGACUGGAACUUGCGCCCGGGCCCGAGAGGACGUAGAGCGACUCCGUGCACUCGGAUGAUAAACAGAAUGCUAUCAAAUUGAAUGUCAGGGAGCAGCUGUAGCUCUCCACCAAUAGACUGGAGCCCCCUGCAGGACAGAUAGGAGUGCAUGCUCUUUCCAUCACUCCUAUCUGUUAAUGCAGGGGGAAUUGUUCAACAACAAACAAAAAAAGGGACCACCUGAUUACAGUCUUAGCAUUGGAGUGGAAGGACUGUGCAAUGCUAGUGUUUGAACAUUGCCUUAAUGAUGUAAUAAUCUUCGUGAGAAGUAAAGCUCGAAACUGCAU
This is a messenger RNA of Chara braunii, 2532 nucleotides long. NCBI's taxonomy places the organism in Eukaryota, Viridiplantae, Streptophyta, Charophyceae, Charales, Characeae. The record is from the annotation of a GenBank genome assembly.